Molecule: messenger RNA, 990 nt
Organism: Pochonia chlamydosporia 170
Lineage: Eukaryota; Fungi; Ascomycota; Sordariomycetes; Hypocreales; Clavicipitaceae
Product: mannose-6-phosphate isomerase
Exons: 1
Coding region: 1-990 (329 amino acids)
Source: RefSeq, a predicted model, not a curated record
AUGGCACCAAUUAUCGUACCAGCGAACCAACCCGAGAAGCGCUUCUACGCAGGCGGGGCACGCAUUUCUGCAUUUCGCUCCGAUCCGCCUUGUUCCUCUCACCAGCCCGAAGAUUGGGUUGCCUCCACGUCAUGUUGCUUUGGGACCGCUGGCAUUGGAUAUAGUCGACUCCCAGACGGGACCUUGCUUACCGACACAGUCGCAGCGGAGCCGGAGAAGUGGCUCGGCGCAGAACACUUGGCUAAAUAUGGAGCUGACACAAAGCUCCUAGUGAAGCUGCUUGAUGCCGGUCAGAGACUCCCCGUGCAUGCGCAUCCUCAUGUGAAUUGGUCCAAGAAACACCUCGGGAGGAAUCACGGCAAAGCAGAAGCCUGGUACAUCUUGACCCCUGGAUCAGUAUGGCUCGGAUUGAAGGACUCGAUUGACGAAAAGGAGUUGCUGGAGCUUGUUGAAGGGAAAAGGGGAACCGAGCUCCUACACCGGAUGCACAAGUUUGAUGUGGUGCCGCAUCAGACACUUUACGUUCCGCCUGGUACAUUGCAUGCCAUCGGAGAAGGCAUCAUGGUAGUGGAGGUACAAGAACCUGAGGACCUCUCCAUCCUCUGCGAAUGGGAAGGAUUCGACAUUGACGGUAAAAAGGAUGGCCAUCUCGGACUCGGUUUCCCAACAGCUCUCACAGCUGUCGAUACGAAAGGUCGCACGAGAGAGGAAGCUGAGAAAUGGGUCACUUCGGACCAGGUCUCGAAGAGUGUUUGUGCCGCAGAAUCGACCGAGUAUUUCCGCCUAGAAAGGAUCCACGUCGAGGGCUCGUCAAGCACAGAACGCGGGCUUGCUAUACUUGUUGUUCUUGAGGGCAACGUGUCGUUAGCGACGGCCAGUUCAAAGCCUUUGAGGCUUCCAAAAGGGUCGACAGUUGUCAUUCCCCAUGAAGAUGGAGAGCUCAGGCUGCAGGGAGAGGCUGACGUCCUCAUCGCUCGGCCGCCUCAGUGA